AACACUCCAAUCAUCUGUCUUUGGUCUCUUCUCAUUACCACAAUGGAGUUUUCCAACUCAUCUUCUCACCAUGUUCCGGUUCUGGUCUUAUCGACGAUGAUGAUGUUGUUGUCGUUGCCUGUUUAUGGGCAGAUCAACAAUCCAUGUACUCCCACCGUGGUCAGCACCUUCACGCCCUGCAUGAAUUUCCUUACCAACACCAGCUCGGCGAAUGUGAGUUCGCCGAGUGUGAAUUGUUGUAACUCUCUUAAGAACCUCACCAGUGGUGGCAUGGACUGCGUGUGCCUCAUUGUCACCGGAAAUGUCCCUUUCUGGAUACCGAUCAACCGUACCCUGGCCAUAUCUCUUCCCUUAGCUUGUAACAUGGCCGGUGUCCCUCUACAAUGCAAAGCGGCCGGUGGUGCGCCUAUUCCUGCUCCGGGUCCAAUCUCACUAGCACCCACACUCUCUCCUGGAGUUUCGCCAUCUUUAAGCCCCACAGGUUCCGUCGUGCCUGAACCGACACCGUCAGCCGAAGCACCGGAUUCCGACACCACACCAGCGCUAACUCCGCCAUCAUCGACGGAUAGCUCUGGAGCUCCUCCGACAGCCACUACAGGGAGCCGGGCUGGUGUUUCCCCAUCAGCUGCCCACCCCUCUUACAGUUUCUCACCAUUCCUUUUGGUGUUAACAUUAGGAUUUGUAAUAUUCAAGUAAUGCUGGGUUGUAAUGUCUCCAAUUU
Messenger RNA from Hibiscus syriacus, 721 nucleotides. Its product is annotated as non-specific lipid transfer protein GPI-anchored 19-like. Lineage: Eukaryota; Viridiplantae; Streptophyta; Magnoliopsida; Malvales; Malvaceae. The coding region runs from base 43 to 696 and encodes 217 amino acids. The record is from RefSeq and is a predicted model, not a curated record. The transcript is spliced from 2 exons.